AAACCAAGAACUUUGCACAUUUCUUCAUUUCUUCUUUGCAACAACAAAAAAUAAAAACUUUAAACAAAGAAGAAAUCAUAUUUUAUUUGGAGAAGAAAAAAAGGAAAGCUCAAAUGGCUUAUUUGUGUUCAGAAAAUUUUAUUCUUUUUAUCAUUGCAAUCUUUUGUUCCAUUUGUUUUUCUUCUUCCACUCCUUUCAUAGUAUUGCAUGGGAUUACCAUGUCUUGUAAUGAUGCAGGAAGUACAUUUUACACGUCACAAUUGAGUCUCUUAUCAAAAUCUAAGGGUUAUUGCAUAGAAAUUGGAAAUGGAGCACAUGAUUCCGUUUAUAUGCCUCUAGAAACACAGGUUCAAAUUGCUUGUGAAAAGGUGAAGGGAAUGAAGGAACUUCAACAAGGUUACAAUUUAGUUGGUCUUUCACAGGGAAAUAUGGUAGGCAGAGGGCUUAUAGAGUUUUGUGAUGGAGCACCUCCGGUCAAGAAUUUUAUCUCAAUUGGUGGUCCGAAUGCUGGUGUUGCUCCUGCAGCAUCUUCCUGCCCUUAUGGCAAGUGUUCUGGAGCUGGAAUAUACACGGACUACUACCAAGCUCGUUCUGCUCCUAGUGGUUAUACCAGGAUUCCAACUGAUAUUGCUGGAUUCUUGAACGGUUGUAAAUUUUUGCCAAAGCUUAAUAAUGAAAUUCCUAACGCAUUUAAUCCAAUUUAUAAGCAGCGUUUUAGUAGCUUGCAGAACCUUGUCCUUGUCAUGUUUGAAAAAGAAAGUGUGGUAACUCCAAAAGAAAGUUGUUGGUUUGGCUUUUACCAAGAUGGAACCUACUCUCAAAUUUUGCCAGCACAACAAACUAAUGUUUAUAAAGAGGAUUUGUUUGGAUUACAAACAUUGGAUAAAGCUGGAAAAGUGAAGUUCAUAAAGGCGCAAGGACGUCACCUAGAAAUUACUAUUCCAGAGAUGCAACAAUUUGUUGUCCCAUAUUUGAUUGAUGGAGCUGCAACAACAUCAGCACCAAAUGCUACUUCUCUUCUUUUGCAAAAAAAAAAAAAAAAAAACUGCAAACGAAAAAAAGAAGAAAUCAAUUUUACUUUUAGAAGGAAAAAAGAAACUCAAAUGGCUUAUUUAUGUUCAAAAAAUUUCACUCUUUUUAUCAUUUCAAUCUUUUGUUCCAUUUAUCCAUCUUCUUCAUCUCCUUUCAUAGUAUUGCAUGGGAUUGGAAUGUCUUGCAAUGAUGCAGGAAGUACAUUUUAUACGUCACAAUUAAGCAUUUUGUCGAAAUCUAAGGGUCAAUGCUUAGAAAUUGGAAAUGGACUUUCUGAUUCUUACAACAUGCCUCUAGAAAAUCAGGUUCAAACUGCUUGUGAAAAGGUGAAGGGAAUGAAUGAAUUAAAACAAGGUUACAAUUUAGUUGGUCUUUCACAGGGAAAUGUGGUAGCUAGAGGUCUUAUAGAGUUAUGUGAUGGAGCACCUCCAGUAAAGAAUUUUAUCUCAAUUGGUGGACCUAAUGCUGGCGUUGCUUUUGCUCCUGCCUGCACUGGUCACCCUUGGUGUGGUCAAGCUGGUGCUGUCUCUGGAGUUGGAAUAUACUCAGACUAUGUCCAAGGUCAUUAUGCUCCUAGUGGCUAUACGAAACUUCCAAAUAAUAUUGCUGGAUAUUUGAAAGGAUGUAGAGUUUUACCAAAGAUUAAUAAUGAAAUUCCUAAUGCAACUAAUCCAAUUUAUAAACAACGAUUUGCUAGCUUGCAGAAUCUCGUCCUUAUCAUGUUUGAAGAUGAACAAAUAGUAACUCCAAAAGAAAGUUCUUGGUUUGGUUUUUAUCAAGAUGGAAGUUACUCUAAAAUUUUGCCACCACAACAAACUAAUCUUUAUCUGAAAGAUUUAUUUGGAUUACAAACGUUGGAUAAAGCUGGAAAAAUAAAGUUCAUAAAGGUCCCAGGACUUCACCUAGCAAUGGAUAUUAUAGGACUGCAACAACAUGUUGUUCCAUAUUUGAUUGAUGAAGGAGCACCAAAGAAUAAAACUGCUUAAUUCUCAAGUGGUCCAUUGAUUAAAAAUGGUUCCUGUUGAGGACAAUAAAGAAAAAAAGAACUACUACUACUUAAGUGAUCAAAUUUGUUAGUAAUGUAGAUUAGGAGAGUGAUUAUUAGGUGUAACUGCAAUUUGCAAGUCAAGGACUAGUUAGUAAUAACAAGUUGAUUGUUUCCUUUUGGUGUUGAAAUGUCAUGGUGAGAAUUACAUUUUCAAUUUCACAAAGGUGAAACUAAGUCUAAAUGCUGUGUAUUGGCAUUGUAUACAACUUUGUAAGGUACUUCGAUAGUUGAUAGAGAGCAAUAUGAUCAAUGAAAAUUCAUAAAAAAAAAAGUUUGAAGGGA
This is a messenger RNA of Capsicum annuum, 2362 nucleotides long. RefSeq lists its product as uncharacterized. Gene Ontology annotation, molecular function: thiolester hydrolase activity. Gene Ontology annotation, cellular component: intracellular membrane-bounded organelle. Bases 114 to 2018 code for a protein of 634 amino acids. The transcript has 24 exons. Lineage: Eukaryota; Viridiplantae; Streptophyta; Magnoliopsida; Solanales; Solanaceae. The record is from RefSeq and is a predicted model, not a curated record.